Thermothielavioides terrestris NRRL 8126 is the source of this 315-nucleotide messenger RNA. RefSeq lists its product as uncharacterized. The transcript is spliced from 2 exons. Gene Ontology annotation, cellular component: membrane. The record is from RefSeq and is a predicted model, not a curated record. NCBI's taxonomy places the organism in Eukaryota, Fungi, Ascomycota, Sordariomycetes, Sordariales, Chaetomiaceae. Gene Ontology annotation, biological process: transmembrane transport. The coding region runs from base 1 to 315 and encodes 104 amino acids. Gene Ontology annotation, molecular function: ATPase-coupled transmembrane transporter activity.
AUGCUAACGUUCCCGGUCCUGUUCGAGCGGCCCUUCGACGCGGUCUUCUACGGCGCGGUGGUGAGGACGUGCGCGCUGCAGGCCGACUUCGCCGCCCUCCCCGCCGGCGCCCACAUCUUCGCCGAGGCCAUCUGCGGCCUGCUGCGCGACGCGUGCCGCGUGCUGGCCACCCACCAGCUGCACAUCCUUUCGCGCUGUGUCCGCGUUGUGUGGAUGGUCGACGGCAGGAUUUCCGCGGUGGGUGCGUUCCAGCAGCUUAUGCAGGUGGACAUCAAGGCCGUCGACAGCGUCUCGUGGUCUGUCUACGUCGCCUAG